This is a messenger RNA of Myotis brandtii (Brandt's bat), 3327 nucleotides long. RefSeq names its product neuronal tyrosine-phosphorylated phosphoinositide-3-kinase adaptor 1 (gene NYAP1). Lineage: Eukaryota; Metazoa; Chordata; Mammalia; Chiroptera; Vespertilionidae. Gene Ontology annotation, biological process: neuron projection morphogenesis; phosphatidylinositol 3-kinase/protein kinase B signal transduction. The record is from RefSeq and is a predicted model, not a curated record. The coding region runs from base 191 to 2575 and encodes 794 amino acids. The transcript is spliced from 8 exons.
CCCAGGACCCAGCUCGGCUUCCCCCAGUCUCUCUCUUGUCUCUCCUCCUCCCUCCUCCUGCUCCGGGCGGAGCCCGGCAUGGGGGGGCCGGCGUCCGGCAGGCCAGUGGAUCCGGGACCCAGGGAGGGCCGUCCUCCGGGCCUGGUGGCUCUAAGCAGGGCCCCCCAGCCCCCACCUCCUACUUCACGACAUGAACCUUCUCUACCGAAAAACCAAGCUGGAGUGGAGGCAGCACAAGGAGGAGGAGGCCAAGAGGAGCUCCAGUAAGGAGGUGGCUCCUGCAGGCUCGGUAGGGCCCGGGGCUGGCCCAGGGCCCGGGGUCCGUGUGCGGGACAUCGCCUCUCUGCGCCGCUCCCUCAGGAUGGGCUUCAUGACUAUGCCCGCCUCCCAGGAGCACACCCCCCACCCCUGCCGCAGCGCCAUGGCCCCUCGAUCCCUCUCCUGCCACUCGGUGGGCAGCAUGGACAGUGUGGGGGGUGGUCCUGGGGGAGGAGGUGGGGGUCUCACUGAGGACAGCAGCACACGAAGACCCCCAGCCAAGCCCCGGAGACACCCCAGCACCAAGCUCAGCAUGGCAGGGUCCGGGGCAGAGACGCCCCCUAGCAAGAAGGCAGGCUCACAGAAGCCAGCCCCAGAGGGCCGAGAGUCUAGCCGGAAGGUUCCUCCACAGAAGCCCAGGCGAAGCCCCAACACCCAGCUCUCUGUCUCCUUCGAUGAGUCCUGCCCCCCAGCUCCCUCUCCCCGAGGGGGAAACUUGCCCCUUCAGCGCCUCAGUAGAGGGUCCUGCAUCGCUGGGGACCCUGAGGUGGGUUCCCAAGAAGAAGAGCCAGUGUACAUUGAGAUGGUGGGGGAUGUCUUCAGGGGAGGAGGAAGAUGUGGAGGGGGCCUGACUGGGCCCCCUCUUGGGGGUGGGGGUCCGACCCCUCCAGCUGGCGCUGACUCAGACUCGGAAGAGAGUGAGGCCAUAUACGAGGAGAUGAAAUAUCCGCUGCUCGAGGAGGCAGGGGAAGGCCGGGCCAAUGGGCCCCCUUCGCUGAACAUCGCCUCCUCGCAACACCAGCCUCAUGCCCUCCAGCCCCACACCCACCAUCGUCCAGCCUCCGCCCUCCCAAGCCGGAGGGACGGGACCCCCACCAAGACCACUCCUUGUGAAAUCCCCCCGCCCUUCCCUAACCUCCUUCAGCAUCGCCCUCCACUUCUGGCCUUCCCCCAAGCCAAGUCCGCUUCCCGAACCCCUGGCGAUGGGGUCUCAAGGCUACCAGUCCUCUGCCACUCCAAGGAGCCAGUGGGCUCUACCCCAGCUCCCCAAGUGCCUGCCCGAGAGCGGGAGACGCCUCCCCUACCACCGCCGCCUCCUGCUGCCAACUUGCUGCUGCUGGGACCCUCGGGCCGGGCCCGGAGCCACUCAACACCGCUGCCACCCCAGGGCUCUGGCCAGCCCCGGGGAGAGCGGGAGCUCCCCAACUCCCACAGCAUGAUCUGCCCCAAGGCGGCAGGGGCGCCGGCAGCCCCUCCUGCCCCAGCCACCUUGCUCCCUGGCCCCCCCAAGGACAAGGCCGUGUCUUACACCAUGGUGUACUCAGCAGUCAAGGUGACCACCCACUCCGUCCUGCCAGCUGGGCCUCCCUUGGGCGCUGGGGAGUCCAAGACAGAGAAGGAGAUCUCAGUCCUCCAUGGGAUGCUGUGCACCAGCUCGAGGCCCCCCUUACCUGGGAAGUCCAGCCCCCACAGCGGAGCCAUGGGCACAGCAGCUGGGGUUCUCCAUCACCGAGGCUGCCUGGCCUCCCCACACAGCCUUCCGGACCCAACUGCAGGCCCCCUAACCCCCCUCUGGACCUACCCAGCCUCCGCAGCUGGGCUUAAGAGACCCCCUGCCUAUGAAAGCCUCAAGGCUGGGGGGGUGCUGAAUAAGGGCUGUGGAAUGGGGGGCCCAUCCCCCCUGGUCAAGAUCCAGCUGCAAGAGCAAGGGACUGAUGGGGGUGCCUUUGCCAGUAUUUCCUGUGCCCACGUCAUCGCCAGUGCAGGGACACCAGAAGAAGAGGAGAUGGGCGCAGCGGCAUUUGGGGCAGGCUGGGCUCUGCAGCGGAAGGUCCUGUAUGGAGGAAGGAAGGCAAAAGAACUGGACAAGGCUGAGGAGAGUGCCCGGGCCUGGAACGGCAGCACCGAGGGUCCAGCCAAGGCGGAGCGCGAGGACAGGGGUCCUGUGGCAUCAGGGAUCCCAGUGAGGAGCCAGGGGGCAGAGGGCCUGCUGGCCAGGAUCCACCACGGAGGAGACCGAGGAGGGAGUCGCACGGCGCUGCCCACACCCUGCCAGACCUUCCCGGCCUGCCACCGAAACGGAGACUUCACCGGAGGCUACCGCCUGGGGCGCUCUGCCUCCACCUCGGGAGUCCGGCAGGCCGUGUUCCACACCCCCAGACCCUGCAGUCAGCCCCGGGAUGUUCCCAGCCAGACCCACCCUGCCCUGCCGCUCAUGCCCAUCCUCCCCAGCUGGAGGCGGGGGCCCGAGCCCCGAAAGUCCGGCACCCCGCCCUGCCGCCGGCAGCACACGGUCCUCUGGGACACGGCCAUCUGAGGAGGGCGGGAGCCGGGGCAGCAGGACUGGGGAGCAGGGCAGGGCUCUCCGAGAGACUUGCCUUGAAUGAGGGACCCUUGAAGGACCAGGUGAGAGAGAGCCACCCCGGCCCUUCAUCCUAACCCCUGGAGGCGGGGAGUCUGCCAGGCCCAGCGGGCUGGGGGCACUAGCAGUACCCACAGACAUUUGGGGGAGGAGGAGGGUUUGCUUGAAGUUGGGAGUGAGGCUCUCGCUGCUCUUCCCACUCAGCGUGGUAGACCCCUCCCGAGAGGGCAAAGGCCAAGCCAGAGGUCAGCAUGGGGGUGGAGGGAAGGGUUAGGGAGGAAGGGGACGGGCCAAUUGAAGGAGGGACUGGAGAGAGUGAGAGGUGAAGGAGCUCUUAUAGAGUCGGGAAUUGGGGAGGGCAUAUUUAUUUUAUUUAUUUUAGUCUAGAGGGCAAUUCUGCCCCCACCCCCCCCCCCCCAAGCAGGGAGUGGGGAGUCGAGAGCAAUUAAAGGAAAGCACGUUUGCACUCUCCCCAACGCCUAAAGGCCCCACUAUCCAGGCCUGCCCCAAAGCUAGGGGUUGGUCUGGAGGGCAGCAGACUCAUUUACAGUAUUUACAAGUCGCCAGAAUUUGGUAGGGAGCUGGCCUGUUCUGAAACAGGCAUCUUCUUUAGCUCUGGAGUGAGGAUCUGGCACCAGGGAUGGGUGGGAUGAUGGGGAAGGAGGGAAAUUUUUGUGGGUGGGGGGGAGGGCAGGGUAUUUAUUUAA